AUGAAAUUAAUUCUUUUGGUGAGUGGUUUGUUUGUCUCGCGAAACUUCCGAAUUUGUGCCAAGGCUCGGUACAGCUUGAAAGACCCACAGGCCUUGGCGCAAUUCCUGCAAGAAGCUGAUCUUCGGUUGGUACGGGCCACGUACUUGGUCGAUUUGGUUCAUUCGAGGCGGCCGUUCCCUAGAAGACAAGAAACAGAAUCAGAACUGUUUAUUUGUGGUGACAAAACUGAAACGGCGUUGGUAACCCAUGCUGAAGUACAAAACUGGGCCUCAGGGGGCCAGAGAGCGAUCAUUUGCUCGAUUUCGCACGCUUGGGAAGCUAGGGAACAUCCCGAUCCGUGUCGGUAUCAGCUGCAGCACAUCGUCAACCACGCCGGUUUGUAUGGUGCUGCCUUUGAUGCAGACAUCUGGGUGUACUACGACUAUGUAAGUUUGUUCCAGUAUCAGCGAUUGUCUUCGCACGAAGAACAAAGUUUUAGAAAAGCUAUGGAGCACAUGCAUCUGCUGUUUGCACAUGAGUGCACCUUGACUUUCACCAUCGAGACGUUAACUCCGGAGCAUGAUCGGGAAACGAUGCUAGAUUUGGUGCCAGUCUUCGAAUUACCUAGCCGCAGUGUGAAAGCAAUGCGAUUGAUAGAUUUGGUGGAGAACCUCACCCCGUACAGCCUGCGUGGAUGGUGUAUCGCCGAGACUGAAUGGUCAUUGCUGAGGAGGGUGAGUGCUCAGCGCCAGCAGAUCGACAGGCAAAAGUCUGACAAAGAUGAAUCUAAGGGUGACAUUGCAGAGGAUGGUCUGAACGGAAGGGUGCCGACGGCGCCGCAUCAUUUCGCUCAGCAUUUCAUUCCAAACUUCAGGUUUACCCACAGGUCUGACGCAGAGGCCGUUAUUUACCUUCAGCGAGUCAUCUUUCACGAGAAAGUCACAUGGUGUGAGCACCUGGUGCUUGAAGGUCUUCCAGCCUGUGAGAUUUUGUCUCUGUCACACGUACUCCCCUAUUAUGAAAAAUUGAAAAGCAUGAAGUUAAAGACAUUCAGAUGUGGCGAAGCAGAAGCAAGAGCCUUUGGCAAGGCUUUGGCGUUGAGUCGAGUGGAGAAACUUGAAGUGCACAACAAUGACCCCGAGAGCAGCAAAUUCCUGGUAGAGGCUGUCUCAGAGGCCUUGGAGACAAAUAUGUCUGUAUCAGACAUCAACAUGGAAGGCAAUGACAUCAGUGCUCAGGGAGCUAAGGCUCUUGCGAAGGCCUUGAAGAUAAAUUGCUCUGUGAGGGACAUCAAACUGGGUUACAAUCGCAUUCUCGACGAGGGGGCCAAGGUUCUGGCAGAGGUCUUAAAGGUGAAUACAUCCGUCAGAGACAUUCAUUUGGAGCGGAACGGCAUUGGCAUCGAGGGAGCUAAGGCUCUUGCGGAGGCCUUGAAGAUAAAUUGCUCUGUGAGGGACAUCAAACUGGGUUACAAUCGCAUUCUCGACGAGGGGGCCAAGGUUCUGGCAGAGGUCUUAAAGGUGAAUACAUCCGUCAGAGACAUCCAUUUGGAGCGGAACGGCAUUGGCAUCGAGGGAGCUAAGGCUCUUGCGAAGGCCUUGAAGAUAAAUGGCUCUGUGAGGGACAUCAAACUGGGUUACAAUCGCAUUCUCGACGAGGGGGCCAAGGUUCUGGCAGAGGUCUUAAAGGUGAAUACAUCCGUCAGAGACAUCCAUUUGGAGCGGAACGGCAUUGGCAUCGAGGGAGCUAAGGCUCUUGCGGAGGCCUUGAAGAUAAAUUGCUCUGUGAGGGACAUCAAACUGGGUUACAAUCGCAUUCUCGACGAGGGGGCCAAGGCACUUGCGGAUGCUUUGAAGACACGUGACACCGACCAGACUGCCAGCGACAGUGAAGCUGAGGACAGAAUGGGCGACCAACAGAUUUCAGCCGUAGAACCUUUUGAAGCACCAGUCCGUUUAAAGGCUCUUGCAGACGCCUUAAAGACAAAUAGUUUAUCGGGGGACAUUGACUUGAAGGGCGAUUCCAUUGGUGCGAAGGGAGCGCAGGCUCUCGCUGAAGUCUUGGAAACAAAUACUUCAGUGCGGAACCUCGACCUGAAAUUUUGUCGCAUUGGCGCCGAAGAAACCAAGGCCCUGGCCGAGGCUUUGAAGGUGAACAGUUCUGUUGAAGUCAUCAACAUGAAACGCAAUGACAUUGGCACCGAGGGAGCUAAGGCCCUGGCAGAGGCUUUGAAGGUGAACAGUUCUGUUGAAGUCAUCAACAUGGAAGACAAUGACAUUGGCACUGAGGGAGCCAAGGCCCUGGCAAAGGCUUUGAAGGUGAACACGACUGUUAGGAUCAUCAGCAUGAAACACAAUGACAUUGGCACCGAGGGAGCCAAGGCCCUGGCAGAGGCUUUGAAGGUGAACAGUUCUGUUCAAGUCAUCAACAUGGAAGACAAUGACAUUGGCACUGAGGGAGCCAAGGCCCUGGCAAAGGCUUUGAAGGUGAACACGACUGUUAGGAUCAUCAGCAUGAAACACAAUGACAUUGGCACCGAGGGAGCCAAGGCCCUGGCAGAGGCCUUGAUUGUAAACACGUUCGUCAGCGACAUCAACUUGGCCAACAACGGCAUCGGCGUCGAGGGAGCCAAGGCCCUGGCAGAGGCCUUGAUUGUAAACACGUUCGUCAGCGACAUCAACUUGGCCAACAACGGCAUCGGCGUCGAGGGAGCCAAGGCCCUGGCAGAGGCCUUGAUCGUAACCACAUCUGUCAGCGAGAUCAACUUGGCCAACAACGGCAUAGGCGUUGCAGGAGCUGAGGCACUAGCAGAGGCCCUGAUAUCAAACACAUCUGUGAAGAAUAUCAACUUGGUCAACAACGGAAUUGUUGUCGAAGGAGCUGAGGUCUUAGAGGAGUUGUUGGAAGAGAAGAAACGGAUGGGUUUCGGGCUCCCCAUUGUCUUCUAAGAGGAACAUUGGGAAGAGCAACAGAUCAAAAUGGUCUUGUGAAGUCGAUUGCAUUGAACAUGGUGCA
Cladocopium goreaui is the source of this 2995-nucleotide messenger RNA. The record is from the annotation of a GenBank genome assembly. NCBI's taxonomy places the organism in Eukaryota, Dinophyceae, Suessiales, Symbiodiniaceae.